Rangifer tarandus platyrhynchus (Svalbard reindeer) is the source of this 516-nucleotide messenger RNA. NCBI's taxonomy places the organism in Eukaryota, Metazoa, Chordata, Mammalia, Artiodactyla, Cervidae. The record is from the annotation of a GenBank genome assembly.
AUGGAAGAGGAACUACGUGACGCACCCCUAUCUUUCCGUAACCCUAUGAUGUCUAAGCUUCGAACCUACUGGAAGGACCUUGCUAAACUCCAUCGGGAAGUGAGAAGUACACCUUUGACAGCCACUCCUGGGGCCCGAGGAGACAUGAAAUACGGUACAUACACUGUGGAGAAUGAGCAUAUGAAUCGGCUACAGUCUCAAAGGACAUUGCUUCUUCAAGGCACUGACAGCCUGAACCGGGCCACCCAGAGUAUUGAGCGUUCUCAUCCUGUUGCUGCAGAGACUGACCAGAUUGGCUCAGAAAUCAUAGAAGAGCUGGGGGAGCAAUGUGACCAGUUGGAACGUACCAAGAGUAGACUGGUAAAUACAAGUGAAAACUUGAGCAAAAGUCGGAAGAUUCUCAGCUCAAUGUCCAGAAAAGUGACAACCAACAAGCUGCUGCUUUCCAUCGUCAUCUUACUGGAGCUAGCCAUUCUGGGAGGCCUGGUUUAUUACAAAUUCUUUCGCAGGCAUUGA